AAAUCCUUUUAAAAAAAUAAAGAAAUGUCAACAAUCAAUAUACUGUCUAACCUGUAAUACUGCCCGGCUAAAAAUUAAAAAAGCUGGUGGUUAUAACAUAUAAUAUAAUUAUCUUUGCUGAUUAAUACUUAAAAUCAAAAAUUAUCCAUCUUUCGCUACGCUUUACCUACCAGUAGGUUUGUGACUAUAGUUGGUAUCGCUUUCUUAAAAAGAUCUAGGAUAUAUGUUUUAAUACAUUUACAUAAAUGAUAUAAUGGGGAGCAAUUCAAAGGCAUUAUCAUUUAGUGUACAAUCAGAAUGCAUAAUAUCAAGAGCUCGUGCUGGACUUAUGAAAUUACCACACUACAGUGUCAAAACUCCAGUAUUCAUGCCAGUUGGAACACAGGGAACAAUGAAAGGUCUAUUACCAGAUCAGCUUGAAAAUUUAGAUUGUGAGAUCAUAUUAGGAAACACAUACCACUUAGGAAAUAGACCUGGAGUUGAUGUAUUAAAAAAGGCUGGUGGUCUUCAUAAAUUUAUGAAUUGGAACAGAGCUCUUCUUACUGAUUCAGGAGGUUUUCAGAUGGUUUCAUUAUUGAAACUAGCUGAGAUUACUGAGGAAGGUGUGAAGUUUAGAUCACCUUAUGAUAAUUCUGAAAUUAUGUUAACACCUGAAAAAUCUAUUGAAAUUCAAAAUUACAUAGGUGCAGACAUUAUAAUGCAGUUAGACGAUGUUGUACAAACAACUUUUCAAGAUUAUGAUAGAAUUAAAGAAGCAACUGAAAGAACUAGUAGAUGGCUUGAUCGAUGUCUUAGGGCUCAUAAAAGACCAGAUGAUCAAAAUAUAUUUCCUAUUGUACAAGGCUUACUAGAUCCUGAAUUAAGAAGACAAAGUGCUGAAGAGCAUAUGACUAAAGAUGUAAAUGGAUUUGCAAUAGGAGGACUCAGUGGAGGUGAAGCAAAAGAUGAUUUUUGGCCAAUGGUUAGUCUUGGAACAAAAAUUUUGGAUAAACACAAACCAAGAUAUUUAAUGGGUGUAGGCCUAGCUAUAGACCUUGUUGUUUGUGUUGCAUUAGGAGUGGAUAUGUUUGAUUGUGUGUUUCCAACUCGCACAGCUAGAUUUGGAUGUGCGCUUGUUAAUAAAGGACAGUUAAAUUUAAAACAAAAACAGUAUCAGACUGACCUUAAUCCUAUUGAUAAGAAUUGUGACUGUGCUACAUGUAAUAAUUAUACAAGAGCGUACUUGCACUGUAUUGUAUCUGUGGAAACAGUUGCUUGCCACUUAAUUUCCGUGCAUAAUAUUGCUUUCCAGAUGCGUCUGAUGAGGACAAUGAGAAAAAACAUUGAAAAUGGUACCUUCCCAAAAUUUGUUAAAGAGUUCUUCUCUGAAGUUUAUCCUGAUAAUAAUUAUCCAACUUGGAUAGUAAACUCUCUUCAUUCUGUUGGAAUAAAUAUAAAAAAUACUUAAAACAAAAGCUUUUAUUAACUAGGUGUUUAAUGUAGUUCUACCCUCGUUAAAUUUGAAUUAUAUAUUAUGUAAUAUUUGUAAAUCUACAACCUAACAAUAUUAAAAAAAGCAAAACAAAGUAUUUUUUCCUACCGCAUUCGAUAUUCAAUUAAAACACAAAAAAUAUUUUU
This is a messenger RNA of Nymphalis io (European peacock), 1617 nucleotides long. RefSeq names its product queuine tRNA-ribosyltransferase catalytic subunit (gene Tgt). The record is from RefSeq and is a predicted model, not a curated record. NCBI's taxonomy places the organism in Eukaryota, Metazoa, Arthropoda, Insecta, Lepidoptera, Nymphalidae. Gene Ontology annotation, cellular component: cytosol. The transcript is spliced from 7 exons. Bases 254 to 1447 code for a protein of 397 amino acids. Gene Ontology annotation, molecular function: tRNA-guanosine(34) queuine transglycosylase activity.